Vigna unguiculata (cowpea) is the source of this 435-nucleotide messenger RNA. NCBI's taxonomy places the organism in Eukaryota, Viridiplantae, Streptophyta, Magnoliopsida, Fabales, Fabaceae. The record is from RefSeq and is a predicted model, not a curated record.
CAACCAUCACCACCACUGCCACCACCACCACCACCACCACCACCAUCCACAUCCAUCACCACCACCGGCCACCACCACCACCACCAUCACCCCCGCUACCACAACCCACCACCACCACCACCACCACCACCACCACCACAACGCCACCACCACCACCACCAUCACCCCCGCUACCACAACCCACCACCACCACCACCACCACCACAACCACCCACAACGACGCCACCCAUCACCACCACGACCACUGGCCACCACCACCACAGCCAAAACCACCACCACGGCUACCACCACUACCACGUCCAUCACCAGCACAUCCACCAGCACCAGCACCAGCACCAGCACCACAGCCACGAACCCCACGACAACCCCAUGACCACCGUCACACACCCAUCACCAGCACCAUCGCAACCACCACCACCACCACAACCACCAUAA